Molecule: messenger RNA, 6982 nt
Organism: Lymnaea stagnalis (great pond snail)
Lineage: Eukaryota; Metazoa; Mollusca; Gastropoda; Lymnaeidae
Source: the annotation of a GenBank genome assembly
GACGGCGAUCCGUUUAUCAAGAGCACUGACAUGACUGUCGAUACAGGAAGUGGCUCAAAGGCAAGUAGAGGCAACUCAUGCAGUUCAAUAUUUGACGCAGUGCUGUAAACAGAUAACACUCGUAAAAUCGUAAACCUGGUUAUUUUUACGUUUAACUUUGAGAUAACGAUAACUGAAGUGCUGAAUGUUAUGUCAACGUUACACCCUGCGCCCGUUAACAGUUUAAAUUUAGUUAACCCGCGAACGCUAACUUACCAAGAUCAUGAUAACACUGUUUUUGAUAUAUCAUUUCCAAAGAGUUUCCUAAUUUGAUCACGCUGAAUUUUCUAUCACGUGAUUAGCAGCCAUGAUUUGAGGUCAAGCCUAGUUUAAUAAAAAAAUGAUAUCUUCCGGGUUUUUUUACUUUUAGUUUUGCAUUUACCUUAAAUUAUAAUUUUGCGUUUUUUUUUUUUAAAUUCGACAAAGAAGGCUUUUGGCCGAUACCGUUAUCUUGGGUUGUUUUAUCAAGUUUAUCACGACCCGUUUAAUACUUAUUUCCUAUAUUGCGCUUUGGGCUCCCGUGCACGCACAUCUUACAAGGAAAUUAACCGCAGCUUUCGCCAACGUCGUAAAAUGUGAUGUGUUAUUUAUUUCAGGGGAAAAUGUACUUUUUCGCCAGCACCGGCGCAGCAACAGAGUUGAAACGUGACGUCGGCUCCGCUGCAAAUGCCUUUGUCUGCGAGCACCGAAGCAACGGUAAGUAAAGAUCAGCAUUCUAUAGUUAUCCACCCUUAACCACUGCAAAGCCGUGGAUUUGUAAGUGUCAUUAAAAACAAGCUACAUAACCUCAUGUGUUAUAACAUGAACCGUAUAGUUGGACAUCUAAAAUAAGUCUCCUUUUAAGUCUCUUAUAACCGGAAGCAUAAAACAGGACAGCUAAAAAACGUCUAUUUUAACCUAAAUGAUAAAAGUGCAGCUAAGAUAAGUAUCUGUUAACCCAGACCAUAUGAAAGUACAACUAAAAAAAAAAUUAUCUUUUGAUCUAGACCCUGUUACAGGACGACUUAAAAUAAGUCUCUUUUUAACCUAAGUGGUAUAACAUGACAUCUAAAAAUAAGUCCAUUUUAACCUAGACGAUUUUAAAGUUCAGCUAAAAACAAGUCUUUUUUUAACCUAGUCGGUCUAACAGCUCUUUUAGAUGAGGCUCAAAGUUGUACUACUUUGUCUUCAAAAUUGUUUAGGAAGUGUACACCAUUAAGGUCUGUUCUGUAACCAGAUUUCCACAGAUUACAUUUUUCUAAUUUUGUUUCAAAUAAGUAGAAGGAAAUACGAAGCUAUGGACCUCACAAAAAGGGAGAGCUACAAAACCUUUUGUCACAAUUAAACGAGAGUCUUCACUCACUAAUUAAAAGGGUUACAUCUGUACAAUACCUUUUUAAUACAUUUCAAUAACGUCUACUUUUUUACGGAUUCGUGCUAUUUUUUUCCAGCCUCAUACUGUGGCGUCACUUGCUCUGGUGCAGCGAAUUGCAAUACCACAGGCUACAGUGUGUCGGGCAUACGUCAGGAUGAAUGCAGGACGCUAUGUCGGACCAAGAACGGAUGCUGGAUGUAUUGGUUCGAUGACAAGCAAUGUCUGCUGGGCGUAUUGAGCUGUUGGAAAGGUAAGAGUUGGUGAUUGUAGCAAACAAUGUGACAGGUAAGACCAGGUGUCUCAAAAUCGCGGCCAGUGGGCCGUUUGCGGCCCAGACGACGAUAUUUUGCGGUCCGCGACAUGACAGCAAAAUUUAGUGUUAAUGGGGACCGCGCAUUCUCCCCAUUCUGAUAUCUAUAACGUGACUCUCCGCGACAGUUUCAGUCGAACCUUAUCGACUGGUCUGAUUCUGACUGUUAUCAUGUUAGUAUAGGUUUGGACGUUGAUUAUAACGCUAAAAACCGCUUUAAAAACAACAAACAUGGCCAAAGUGCGGUUUUGAAACUUCACCCUGAGACGAUUCCAGAAUCUCAUGGCACGUAUUACCAUAUUAUGUGGUAAAUUAUAGAUUUGUUUUUUGUUGACUUUGUACCGCGCUUCGAGCCUUUGGGGAUGAAAUGGACUUUAUUAUUAUUAUUAUUAUUAUAUUAUAAUACGAUGGGCACACAAUUCUCUUUAAUGAGGACAGUCCUUUAGCAUCAGUUUAAAAAAAAAAAGAUGAAGUCGAGGCUAUUUAUGUAUAAUCCGUUUAACCAGAUUAACCAGGUUAACCAGGUUCAUUGAAGUGGACCUGGACUAAAACAGAACAUAGAAGAUGCAUUUGUUGGUUUUAUCAUCGAGUCACUGUUAGAUUGUUUAAACUACUUUCUUCAGCAAGCCUUCAUAGUGGUCCUGGCACUGCGACGGUGGAUAGGACCGAUACCCAGUCGAGACCACCAGAUAGUGCAAGUGUGUCGCGUGAGUAUCGUCUGUUAUAGUGGGCCUAAUAUUGAACAAAAAAAAAACAAAACAAACAAAAAACAAAAAAAACAAAAAAAAAAACAAAAAGCAGGGGUGGUGGUAUUUAAUGUAUUGGUUACACUGUCUUUUAUGUAUAUAUAAAUACUAGCUGAAUCCCCGUCGAAAUUCCCGGGUGUAAUUUAAUUAUUUAAAAAAAAUAAAAUAAAAUAUAAUGAUAUAUAAUUUAUAUAAUAUUUAGUUGUACAUUGCAUUUGUAUUUUGUUGAUUAGGAAAUAAUUACUGAAUAAUCUCACAACCACCUAAAACUAUUUAGCUCAGUAGCCCGAAUGUUAAUGACCGAAUCCACGAGUUUGUAUGCGUACCUACAUUUUAGGAGGAAAAGUUUAACCUUAUAUUUUUGAAAUGAAAACAAGUGAAACCAGACCGUGACGUGGUAGGAUACGUCAUAUAUGGGUUAUUAAUUAUGUUUAAAUUUAGCUACUCUCUUUCCCUCAUUUGAGAAUUGUAACAAACGCAUGGCAGAAGGCCAGAAGAGUGAAGGAUUUUUUUUUCCUCGCCACCUUUAUUACUGCACUUGCUAGUUUCGUUUCUAAAGAUGCCAGCUUGGAAAACAUUGAUAACGCAAAUUAAUGCAAUAACUACUUACACAUUGACUUAAUCUAUCACUGCUUCUGUUCACUGUAAGCCGUCGAUAAUCAAUGAAUGCUGCUUCUACCCAACAAAAAAAAAAUGUACAGCUCCGACAGCCGCCAUCUCAGAGCUAGCCAUAACAACUGCCAAAUGGGUAGCCGCUGGGACGGGAUUCGUCACUGAGCUCCGCGCAGCGACAUCGACGGCAACUGGCGGCACACUGGCGGACGCUGCAGCCGCCCGGACCAUAACGGUAUUCGCUACCCAAACUGUCACUGUCACGGCCAGUCCCGUGGCUCAGCUAGCACCCAGCACGUCGUGUCAGCCUGGCUGCACUGACACCGUCACUUUACACAGGUCAGAGGUCAGAACGAGACUUUGCUGCGGUAUUAGUCUCAUUUAAUUCUUUCAAAGUUCAUAAUUUAUUAAUGUUCAUUAAAAAAAAAAUGUUUAAAAUAUUAUUUCUGAAUUAGUAGAUAGAUUGUUCCGUUAAAUAAAAAUCAUAAAAAAUAAAUUCAGAUCAAAAAAAAAAUGUCAGAUAUAUAUUUGAAAAAACAUUUUUGCCGGAACAUUUUUGCCGGAACAUUUCACAAUUUAAACUUCUCAAUCCACACCAAUUUGCGUUGUAUCUUAUAACACCAACACUAUCGUUCCUUAGCACGCACUCGUCACAAUGUCCGGACGUUGUACACGACAGCGGUCCAAGUUCUGCUCUGAUGACAUCAUUCCUUAAUGUCGACACAGUGACGGCGUCUCGUCAUGCGAUCCCCACGUCAGCACUGGCGCCGGGCAGCGUGAUGUUGGCAUCGUCGUCGUCGCUCAGGUCAAGGUCAACGGCGACAGUUCACACCGAGGGCCAUUCCUCACAAUACACGACCUCACCGCUCUCUGAUUUAGUGGUGAGUAAAUCUCGUCAAUGUGAUGAAGAACAAAGCUAAUCACACGACCAGCGGCGUAGCUAAAGGUUGUUGUCUACCGGUGCGGUAAACUCAUGGCGUCACUCCCCCCCCCCCCCCCCCUCAUCCCCCCCCCCCAACCUGGAUUUUUUCUUUUUAUAAUAAAUCCACAUUGUAACAAUGACAAGACACAUGACCUCACCGCUCUCUGAUUUAGUGGUGAGUAAAUCUCGUCAAUGUGAUGAAGAACAAAGCUAAUCACACGACCAGCGGCUUAGCUAAAGGUUGUUGUCUACCGGUGCGGUAAACUCAUGGCGUCACUCCCCCCCCCCUCCCCCUAAUCCCCGACUCCCAAGUUGGAUUUUUUCUUGUUAAAAUAAGUCCACAGUGUAACAAUGACAAGACACAUUGAUUAAAGAUCAGGAGGUAAAUGUAUUUAAGAAGCUAAGCAUGUACUUAGAAGGACCACCCAGUGGUAUAAAUGGAAAGCUUUAUUUCUCAGACGUUAGAUAAGUAUAGCAUCCUGUAUCGAAAGUUACCGAAUACUUCAAUCGGCGUUGAAACAUGGUCGAAAAGGUGUUUUUUUCUGACCCAAUUGUAGGGUUACCUCAUUUCUGACGCAUUAACCUUGAAAUAGGAUUGGUUACAUGGGUGGAAAAUGUACACGAAAGCGUUUAUCCUUUUAUGAAAUGCGGUUAGACCGAGCAGUAUGUGUUCUGUAGUAUGCCAUUUUUCAAUUUGGUGUCGGUACGGUACUCAGCUCCCGCACCCCUUAGCUACGCCACUGGACACGAUGAUAUUAUUUACACCUUUAAAGCAUUUCUGGAGGACGAACUGGAUGUAUAAAAAAACCCAAACAAUACAGCCACAACUAAAAACAACUGACUUCAUUAAAAAUAUGAAAGCCUCGUUCAUUGCUGACAGACGCAUAGAGUUGAAAGUUUUAACAUACGAUAACAAGACAAAAUAGUUUAAUUAAAAACCAAGACUUACCUUUUUUGGGGUCAUUGCAGAUGUAGUCAGCAGCUCACAAUCGUGUCGGCGCAAUCAAUCACACAAAAUGAUGCUUUCAAAUCUUGUUUAAACAAAACUCAUCCUUGCCUACCACUCUCACAAAACUCACCCUUGCCUACCACACUCACGAAACUCAUCCUUGCCUACCACUCUCACAAAACUCACCCUUGCCUACCGCACUCACAAAACUUAUCCUUGCCUACCACUCUCACAAAACUGAUCCAUGCGUACCACUCUCAAAAAACUCAUCCUUUCCUACCACUCUCACAAAACUCACCCUUGCCUACCGCACUCACGAAACUCAUCCUUGCCUACCACUCUCACAAAACUCACCCUUGCCUACCGCACUCACAAAACUUAUCCUUGCCUACCACUCUCACAAAACUUAUCCUUGCCUACCACUCUCAAAAAACUCAUCCUUUCCUACCACUCUCACAAAACUCAUCCUUGCCUUCACACUCACAAAACUCAUCCUUGCCUACAACUCUCACAAAACUCACACUUGCCUACCACUCUCACAAAAAUCAUCCUUGCCUACCUCACUCACAAAACUCAUCCUUGCCUACCUCACUCACAAAACUAAUCCUUUCCUACCACUCUCACAAAACUCAUCCUUGGCUACCACACUCACAAUGUGAUUACCAAAAAAAAACAAAGAUAUAUUCUUGAAGAAUCGCCAUAUAUCUCACAGCUGACCCUAACACUAACAGGGUAUUCUCCCCCACUUCUCAACGUAUUACCUUCAGACGGGAUAAAAAUCUAUGUGACCUUAUGGCUCACAGUCACUUUUGAGUUGAUCUCUCUCAUAUUGGUACUAAACCAUCUUGAAUAAGCCAUUGUAAGGCUUGCUCCUACGUACUUGAAACUGAACGCAAUUGAUUCCCUCAGGUUGCCCUUAGUUUCAAAGGGGGCUUCACAUGGAUUAGUUAGCAUGUGAUCUAUGUGAUUUUUUCUCGAAGAUGCCGCUUCUGUUACAUAGGUGAGACGCCGAGACGGCUAUCUGAUAGGCUCAGUGAACAACCUCGUAAUUUAGAACAAAACAAUCCAUCAUUCCCGAUCUCAUCCCACUUCAACGUAGGUGAACACAAGGGCCACACCAGAUUUUUCCGUAGCGACCUUCAUUCUUUGCACUUAUACACCAGCCAGAAUGAGGAAUGAAAACAAAAUAAAUCAAAAUUUUCGGUACCAUGUCACUAUAUGAGCAAUAUGGCAUAAAUUAAAUACUAUCAUACCAGUGGUCCUCAAUUUCCCGCAAUUUCUAUUCUCAUUAAUUAAAAAAAAAUAUUUACUUAAAUGUGACUAAAAAUCCUUUCAGCUUGGUCGUACGCAACAAGGAAUUUGUGGGACUUACGUUUUUUUGGUUUCGAACCACUUAACUUCCGUUUCGAACACGGAGAGGCUUUAGCUCGUAGACAAAAAGCUUCCUUUGAGAUCUUCUAACACGUUCGCAUUGUGUUAUCUUAAUGUUUGAUGUUUCUUAUUGUGUCUUGUCUGCCGCAGAAUGCGUUGAGUUGAAUCGUUAUUUUAACUGCGCUAUCUUUUUCAUUUCGAGCUCAAACAUUCACUUACUUCUCGCGGCCUUGAACGCAGUCCCUCAAAUGCAAUUAGACGUAUUUCAACACACGAGUAACCAACCAGUAUACAAAUAUUAAAAAAAUAAAUAUAAUACAAAAAUAUAUUUUAAGAUCAAAAUCAUAUAAUUUUAAAUUCCGCUUGUAAUCUUUAAAAUGUCAUGCCUCCCCAGGUGUCGUUCAGCGCCCCAUGGCACGCCCCGAGCUCCUCACUCCCGUUUGCCCGACAGCGCAAGGAGCUCCGCGCCGCCAUCGUUGAGAAGCUGACGAUCCCCCGGGUUGACCUGUCCAAGACAAGGCGGACCAAGAUCAGCGUGCACGACACCCGGCCCGUGGCGACCGUGUCCGGGGCAACCGCUUGCAUUUUCUUGGGCUGUUCCGUGGCGGCCAUAGUGGCACUGGAUGUGCCCGUCUUAGUGAAGCACCUGAAGCACAUCCUUCGACGCUGCAAGAGAUAG